Messenger RNA from Fopius arisanus, 2077 nucleotides. RefSeq lists its product as uncharacterized. The coding region runs from base 561 to 1157 and encodes 198 amino acids. The transcript has 4 exons. The record is from RefSeq and is a predicted model, not a curated record. Lineage: Eukaryota; Metazoa; Arthropoda; Insecta; Hymenoptera; Braconidae.
AAGCAAACCUAUAGAUAACAUUGAAUGCCUCAUAGCUUUUUUUAAUGGGGGUGGAAAUUAGGAGAUUGCGCAAGUGCGGGGGUGAUUGUUGGGGGGUGCGUGCGCCGUGGAAAUAUUCGUCUCAUCAUUAUUUCGGAGCUUCAGUGCUUUGACCUGUGGCAAGCAAGCACGAUCCCGAUAUCCUAGAGAACUCAGUGAUUCGGUGGAAACAUCCCAGAAUUUUCGAUGAUUGUUGUGAAUUAUCGAAUGGAAAAUUAGCAAAAAUAGAAGAUAAUAAAACAGUGGAUUUUGGUAAUUCGAGACAGCGGGUGGUGGAAAUAAUCGAAAUAAUUGGGUUGUUGGGGUAAAAUUCGAAUUGUUUAUAUUUGUAAAUUUUUUGAAACAGCGGAUAAUUAGAAAAAUAAUUAGAGAAAUAAUUGUGAAGUUGUGGGUGCGCGCAUACGGGGUCAAGGGCCACUCGAGGUUGAAGUGGACCUCUCAAAACCACCGGCUUCUGGGUGACGGUAAUAAAGAAGGAAAAUAGGAAGAAAAUAGGAAUAGGAGUUCACGGCCUCUUCAAUAUGCAAUGCUUGUUGCUCUUGACACAAGUUUUAGGGCUCUACUUCAAUUCCGGGGAUGCCGGACCUGCACAGGAGGUGAUUGUUGUUAAAAAAUGCGCUGUUAAUGGCACUGCGUAUUAUCAUGGACAAACGGUGUCAUCUAGGGAUCCAAACUGCCACUGCCUGUGCGUGGCUGGUGAUGUUUAUUGCUGGUGGGAAAACUACAAUGCGCGGAUUAUUUCGUCAGAUGAAUUGAGGAUUGUCCCGGAUGAAAAGGAGUUAAGUCACCCGGUGUUUGUCGAUCGAGUUGAGGUCAAGGGGAACGUAAAUUCAAGUGCCAAGGGAGAGAGUAGGAAUGACACCAUCUCGCGACGUGUCAGUUGUUUCGUCAUGGGAAAGGAAUACCAAGUAGGGGAAAUUCUUCCUCAUUCAACCGGAAAUUGUGUGGAGUGCAGCUGUGGUAGAGAAGGUCAUGUUGAAUGUUCACCUCGUGAUUGCAUUGCCUUGAGACCAGUAGACAUAUCAGUUGUUGCUCCUAAUUUCGAUCGCGAGACCCCCGAGAAUCAAAUCCAACUCUUCGGUAUAUCCCGAGAGCACGGGAUUGAUGAGAAUUUCUAAAAGAACAACUCGAAAAAAAUACGUGCAGAGAAAUUUCUUGGAAAAAUUUAGUAGCGAAGAUGUAACUAGAAGUUAAUUUUGACUGUUGGCCAGUUUUCCAGGAAAAUCUUGAAAUCUAAAGGGAAUAGCGAAAUUUUCGUAAUGACAUUUUUUGUAGAACUAAUCAAUGGCUAUAAAAAAGGUCAAGCGAAAAUAUUCGCUAUCUCUAUUAUUUUCGCUAAUAUUCCCGGGAGAAGUCACUGAUGAUUCUUUUGAAGAAUCCACUAGUUAAGAAAAAAUGCGUUUCUGAUGGCUUCUGGUAAAUUUCAUUGAGACAUUGACUAUUUAAACUCAUAUUUAGAUAUUUAUACAUGAGAUAAGAUGACAUAUUUUCGAAAUAUUAAAGGACUUUCUUGAAGCGAUUAAAUUUCCGCCAAAUUAGGCCUUUUGAUAUGACCUAAAAUCAAUAGUUUUGUGACAUAAAUCGAUAUUCAAUGGAAUUUUGUUUAUCUUGCAUUAACACUUCACUCCUGAAUUGUUUAAAUAAAAGAAUUUCUCUUGCCGUGGAAUUUUCUAACGAAUUUCUCUCCACGUAGAACCAACAAAAAACGGAUAACGGAAAGCCGUCGUAUUUCCUCCAGAAAAAAAAAACGUGCCUUAGUUCUUUUAUUUUCAUUAGACGGACGACUGGAUGUCGAUUAGAUCGACAUCGAUUUCGUCGCGGAAUUUUACCCCGCAUUCGGUUUUGGAAGGUUUGAAACUUUCAACCGAGAUCAGAGUAGAUCUGUUCGCAAUCAAAAUACACACUGAGAAAAAAAACUAAUUCUGCAAAAUACUCAUUCAGCCAUGACUCGAAAAUGUCCUCGAUUGAAUUUCCAAUGGUACAUUCAUUCAUUGAAAUUCAAGAACCAGGUGACAUGGAUUUUCAAUUUUUCUCUGAA